Messenger RNA from Penicillium crustosum, 1494 nucleotides. RefSeq names its product fungal specific transcription factor domain-containing protein. The record is from RefSeq and is a predicted model, not a curated record. Gene Ontology annotation, biological process: DNA-templated transcription. The transcript is spliced from 2 exons. NCBI's taxonomy places the organism in Eukaryota, Fungi, Ascomycota, Eurotiomycetes, Eurotiales, Aspergillaceae. The coding region runs from base 1 to 1494 and encodes 497 amino acids. Gene Ontology annotation, molecular function: DNA binding; zinc ion binding.
AUGGCUGCAGUCUCCUCCCUGCCUCCUCGGUUCAUUGCUGCUUUCCUUAUACACUGCUUUUUCAAACAUGCAGUGACGAAUUACUUUUACGUUGACCGGGAUUGGCUUUUAGCUAAGGUUGAGAUUGCCUACUCAACCCCUGCAUCCCUUGGCCGAAGUGACGCCGGUACAAUGUGCAUGAUUUUUGGUAUCUUUGCCAUCGGAACGCACUAUGCUCACUUGGAAGCAACGAACGAUGACACCGAGGGAAUUUCGACAAAUAACCAGGCAAACCCAGGACCGUUCACAGGGGAAACUGCCAGUCUGGCAUUUUAUCAUCAAGCUUGUCGCGUAUUGCCCAAUGUCAUCACGAUAGCAUCCCUAGAAAGCGUCCAAGCCUGCUUGAUUCUGGGUGUAUUCACUUUGCCUUUUGAUGCAUCUGGAUUAGCUUGGACCUAUCUCGGACUUGCUGUCAAGCUUGCAGUUAUGAAUGGCAUGCACAGAAAAUGUUCCGAAGAUUGCUUUGAUCCGCAAACUAAGGAGAUGAGAAACCGGAUUUGGUGGUCUGUCUACAUUAUUGAAAGGCUAGUACACUGUUCCAUUACCAUCCAUCUUUUCACCUACAUCUCUCGAAGCGUGGACCGGUUGAGUCAGUUCCAAAGCGAGCUUGUAAUAUGGUGGGAAAGUCUGCCGAGUAUCUUAAUCCGACCAGAAAGCGCCUCGUUAUCCUUCUACAUCCGACCCAGCUCACACCUCAAACUCGAAUAUUGCCUCACGCGCAUGUUCAUUGGACGAUUCUUCAUCUUUCCAGACAAAUUUUCCAAACAGCAAUACCCGAGCCCAACUGAGAGGGAGGAGUCAAGUCCUCCCUCGUUCCCUACCAAGUCUGACACCUCAAACUCUCAUUUCAUCGCUGACUGUGUCGACGCUGCGCUCUCGGUAAUCGAGACAUGUCGCUUUCUACGAAACACAAUUGGCUUAGCACGCGCGUCUUAUACCGAGUUCAGCUCCUGUAGGGCUGCUCUAUUAGUUAUUACGACCCAGUGCUUCCAGGAGAAAGGACGCAGGUUUCGGAACAAUCUUAGGGAAGGCUUGACUAUGUUAAAAGAGAUGGCAGCCUGCUCUGAGCUGGCCCGUACCGAAGCAGCACUCAUAGAGGCUUUUGAACGAGUCAUUUCUCAGCUAGACGCUACGCAGAGCGGAAAUUCUACCAGUGACUCGGAAUUCAUGCAGUUUAAACGAUGGGAAAACACAUGGAGGGAGAAUUCGUCUGCUUUUGACCUCUUCAGCUCAGCUCGACAAGAAGACAUGGAUCAAAUUACGGGACCUAGAUGGCAGGACUGGUCGCGUGCUAGCCAUGCCACAUCUUUUAAUUCAAAUGAGCCUGGGCCUUCUACGAUGCCUUCUCAUCGGAGUGACACAGGCCCGGCUUACUUCCCACAGGCAUGCGAGGACUUAGCCGCGCUUUUGGGCUUUGGCUUCCCGUCAAACUUGGAUAUUUCAUCAAGUCAUUAG